GGCUUCUUCCGUGCUGUCAAACGAAAAGUGACGCCGGGAAUUGUUUGCAUAUUUGUUGGUGUCCUCCGUAUUUUUGUCGUGCUUUUCUAUUGCAAAUUUAGGUAUUCAGCCCGGCAAACAGCGGCGCACCGAUGAGCGGAAGUGGAAUGAUGUACGGCGGGGACGAGAUUGGUGCGCUUGUGUUCGAUCCGGGCCAUCACUCGUUGCGCGUAGGAUACGCACAGGAUGACACACCGAAAGCCGACAUCCCGUGCGUGGUUGGCGUUGGUCCGGCAGAUCCGGUCAUGAAUUCGGAUCUGGAAACGAAGGCGGACAACAACAUUGGAAGCACGAACAAAUACUACGUCGAUACCACGCACAUCAAUGUCGCCCGGCCGAAUAUGGAAAUUCAGUCGUACAUGAAGGAUGGUAUGAUUGAGAAUUGGGAUCUGUUCGAGAAGGUGCUUGAUUAUGUGUAUGCCAAGGUCGUUCAAUCGGAAUCGAUGUACCAUCCUGUGCUGUUUUCGGAAUCGGCCUGGAACGUGCGCAACAAUCGCGAACGGCUAACGGAGCUAAUGCUAGAAAAGUACAACGUUCCGGCUUUCUUUCUCGUGAAAAAUGCAGUUCUAGCAGCAUUUGCAAACGGUCGCGCUACCGCCUUGGUGGUGGACAGUGGUGCAACACAUACCUCAGCCGUUCCGGUUCAUGAAGGAUACGUCCUGAGCCAGGCGGUAGUAAAAUCACCGCUCGGCGGUGAUUACCUUUCCCUCCAGUGUCGCCAUUAUCUCGAAGGUCAGAACAUUGACCUCACACCGACGUACGCGAUCGCCUCGAAGGAUGUCAUAAAGGAGCGCGAUACGGCACGCUUCACGCCGAAGGAAUUGCCCGAAAAGCUGACCGCCUCCUGGCAGCAGUACAUGCUGAAGGGAUUGCUGCAAGACUUCCAAAUGUCCGCCGUACAGGUGCUGGAAACACCGUACGACGAGCGAACGGCCGCACAAAUCCCGGCCGUACAUUACGAGUUCCCGAACGGCUACCAUCAGGACUUUGGUCCGGAACGGUUCAAGCUAGCGGAGAGUCUGUUCGAUCACAACAUGCUCGGGGCAGGGCAGUUGGCUUCAGCCAGCGUGGGAAUGUGCGAUGCGGACGUUCGUCUAUCGCUGUACGGUUCGGUGGUGGUCACCGGUGGCAAUUCUCUGCUGCCCGGUUUUGCCGAACGGCUCAACCGUGAUCUGCAGCACCGAGCACCGUCGAACACGCGGCUAAAGAUGAUCUCGGCGAAUGGAUCGGUCGAGCGAAGGUUUGGCGCAUGGAUCGGAGGUUCGAUUCUCGGCAGUAUCGGUACAUUCCAGCAGAUGUGGAUCUCAUCGCAGGAGUACGAGGAGUCGGGCAAAAGUCAGGUCGAACGAAAGUGUCCCUAGACCAUGCGCGCGUGUGUGUGUGCGCGUGUCCUUACUUUAUUUUACCUUUUACAAACGAAGAACCGUAAUCCUGUAAUUCUCUUAUUUCUACUUCCUCGAUACAACAUGAUGUGUACACAACAAAUAAUAACAUUUGCCGGUAUUGUAGAGCAUGACCUCGACUCAA
Messenger RNA from Anopheles stephensi (Asian malaria mosquito), 1566 nucleotides. RefSeq names its product actin-like protein 6A (gene Bap55). The coding region runs from base 132 to 1400 and encodes 422 amino acids. Lineage: Eukaryota; Metazoa; Arthropoda; Insecta; Diptera; Culicidae. The record is from RefSeq and is a predicted model, not a curated record. The transcript is spliced from 4 exons. Gene Ontology annotation, cellular component: SWI/SNF complex; NuA4 histone acetyltransferase complex. Gene Ontology annotation, biological process: nervous system development; regulation of transcription by RNA polymerase II. Gene Ontology annotation, molecular function: chromatin binding.